Acipenser ruthenus (sterlet) is the source of this 4019-nucleotide messenger RNA. RefSeq names its product centromere protein I. NCBI's taxonomy places the organism in Eukaryota, Metazoa, Chordata, Actinopteri, Acipenseriformes, Acipenseridae. The record is from RefSeq and is a predicted model, not a curated record. The transcript has 20 exons. The coding region runs from base 1034 to 3223 and encodes 729 amino acids. Gene Ontology annotation, cellular component: kinetochore.
UACAGGAUGGCGGAAGAAGAAGAACUAAUUUUUUACCAGCUGUAUUCCAGGUCAUGCCAAUAAAUGUCAUGAAUAAUGAUAUAAUAAUAUGGUGUUGGAGUCUAAAACAUGUUUUAAAUCUGAGCAACUGUUAUUUAUGUUGUUAUUAAAAAAAAAACUCAAUGGCAAAGGUUCUGAAAAUAUUGACGCUCUUAUCAUGUCCCUGCCGCUGUGCCGUUCAGGUUUAGUGAACCCCAGUGGCGUCACAUUGCUUUCCUUUACACUGAAGGAAAUAAUACUGCGCAUCUAAUACUGCGCAUGUUCCACUCCACUCAAGUCUUUCCCACCGGAACAAUGACAUCACGGUAGACGCCCAAUCACUGCGCCUGCGUAAACGGUCGCGCGCAAGUUUGAAUUUUUUUUUGGAUUGUUUACCUCCAGUCCGAAAACUCAGUUCUUGAAAGCCAAACUAAAACACUGCAAAAACAAACAACGGAUACAAAAUAUAUACAGUUUUGAACACGGUUUCGUUCUGCGUCAGCGAUCACCGAGUUUGGGAGUGGCUGCUUCUCGGAGAUAUUGUUUUUUUUGUUGUUUGGCCUUUUUUUUUCCUUCCCCGUAGUGGUUGAAGAGCUAAUGAAUGGACUAGCAUUGUGUUUGGACAUCGCUUUUACUGCGUAUAAAAAAGGAAGACGAAAAAAAAAAACGGGGUUUUCUUCAGAGGCUGUAAUUUAUACGUGAAUACGAGUUUCAGCUGGAAUUAACAAUUUACAAAUACAAACAAAAUAAAUACUCUAAAAGUAACACGAGCUGAGUGUCGCUGGUGCGCAGUUAGGGUAAAUCCCGGUUACUCUACUUUAUUCUAGCGGUAUUUAUUAAUUUCAAUAGCAUUGUUAUAACGGUGAAUGUAUAUACGAACUGCUGUCUCCAUAUAAGAAUCGUGUGGUCUAACGGAUGCAAUGUAAGCUUCCACUUUUGGUUUUAUUUAUUUUAUAUUUUAAUUGUGUUGGACUUAAAUGCCAGUGAACGGCUGAGACGAUCACAUCAUUGAGCUAUGCUGAGAAAGUCUGGUCGGGAAUCCUCCGGUUCCGGAACACACAAUGACAGCACAUCGUCAUUGGACCACAGCCAACGAUCGAAGUCGAGUACCAGGCGGAAAAAGGAGGCAGAGGAUCCGUUACAGUCGGCCCUACUGUACUUUAAAGAAGUUGAAGCUGGUACCCCAUGGCGUGGCAAUUAUGUCCUGGAGAAACACCUUGACACCAUUGAGCGGACAGCAUUCAAUAAGGGAUUACCCCCAGAAGGCAUUGAUAUAAUGAUAGACUUUGCACUUGGCCUCCGAAUGGGCAGUGUUUUGGGUGUGCGGGUCAUGAAGACUCUGAUUCCAGCGACAGUGGUACCUCAGAGCGCAUUGAUAAAAGGAGUGUCCUGGUUCUGUGUGGGAAAGCUGCCCUCAAACUUGCAGGUCAUGUUUUUCCGCUGGUUUAUUACCGUGUUUGACCUGGUUGAUUCAAAGGAGCAGCUACACUUGCUGUAUGGCUUUUUAUUCUGUUUUCUGACAGAUGAGCACCUGUGUCCCUACAUCUGCCACUUGCUGUACCUUUUGACCACAAAGGAGAGUGUUAAACAUUACAGAAUAAGAAGAUUACUAGAUCUUCAGGCCAAAAUAGGAAAACAGCCAUACCUGCAGGCCUUACUCUCUUUGUAUAAAGUUUUCUGUCCUGAGCUGGUCACCUUUUCAAUGCCAACAAAAAUAAAGAGUGCCUUCAAAAAUUAUGAUUCCAACUGGAAAACGGCAAUCGCUGCAGUUCAGAAAAAGAGCAAAGUGGAAAUAUUAAUGCAACUGCCGAACAACAUUGCACAGAAAACAACAUCCAGGAAACGGAAAUGGAACAGCAAUUUGAAUGUGCCUUUUGUGAGCAGCAGUGUGUCUGAGAUCAAUAACAAGACAUCGAUCAGCUUGUCCAGGAAUGCAAUGCUUCCUUUAGAGCAGCUCCGCACUUUCUCUCAGCUCUUGCAGAACGUGCACCGCAUUGAGUUUCCAGCACAGAUGGGCUCUGUCUUGAACUCUCCACUGCUUCUUCAUUACAUUAACUGUGUAACUGAUGACUCUGUGUUUCUGAGACUGGAUUAUUGGUUGGGUCAUGCAUUGCAGGAAGAGUUCCUGUUUUGCAAGGAUGCUAAUAAACAGAACACUUCGGAAGCGGCGGAGUUUUUCAAUAAACUGAUCACAGCACAGCAGUUCCUACAGGAAGGAUUCUCCAGUUGUGAGACAUUUAUCUACAAGUUCCUGCAUGUUUGGAAUGGUUCGGAGUACCGCUCGCAGAUCCUGAGCCUGCUGAGCUGGAUACCUAUGGCACCAGUUACAGAUAUGAAGCAGCUGCUGUGUGAACCCCUAAUGCUGCUGUUCUUUAGCUCCUCUGUAUUUUUCAAGUGCAGUGUGAUUGAGUGCCUAAACAACAUGCUGGUGAAUUGGUUGACCUGGCAUUCUGUGUAUGCCACAGAGGAUAUUGACAUGAAUCUCCCUGGCCACUCACCCAUGAAUAUGACCCUUUCUGAAUUGGUGAACUCAGUUAUUGAGUUGGUUCAGUUCACAGGUCGAAUCUCAACCAUAGGGCUGCACUUGGAGGGGUACAACACACUGUUGCUGCAUUUCGUUCUCAGUUUCUAUGAAACAGUGUCUGACAUGUAUUUGAAGUAUGACAUGCCUUUGGUUAUCAUGCCCCCUGGUGGUGUGUUUUAUCCUGCUCUGAUAAGCUUAGACCCCAUCAGUGUGAACCAGCUUUGCCACAUCAUGUACAGAUACCGAACAAACUUGGUUUCUGCAAAGGAUCCAGAGCUGCAAAGGAAGAAGCGUUUUCACAUCAGCAGUAAAACAUACAGCGAGUACAAUCAGUAUGUAGUUUCUAUGGUGAACUGUUUGUGGAAGUCCAAGGCAUUCAUAAGGGAUAACCAUCCCAUGGGGAUUGAGAUAAACCCAAAACUACUGAAUGAGACCAAAGUGGCAGAAUACAGGAACAGCUUUAACAUCGUCCACCACCCGGCGCUUAUGGGAUACGCAAUUGACUUCUUCCAGAAGUGUUGGCCAGGUGACAAACAUUUGAACAUAAGUUCCAUAAAGGGCAGGCACUGGGAUUGGUACUUGGAAUAUCUGUAUGGCCAGGGCUUCCAUGGCCUCCGACAGUUUAUUGAAAGCAGCAUCACCAGAGUAGACCAUUCAGUUAGCAGGAUUGGAAAGCGCUGAGAUCAAGCAUAAUUUCAUCUGGACAUCACCACUGCAGUGCCAAGCCUGUUAUGGACUGUGAGCUUUCAUCACUUCAUUACAGAGCAAGACAUCUUCUUCUUUUGGCUUCUAAUUAACUUUCUCUUUUUGAGACAGAUGGGUGCAGAUUUUCUGUUGUUCUUCUCUCAGUCUGCAUUAACUGCAUCGUAAAUUUCCUUUGGGCUUGCUAACAUGAGAACUGUUCUCUAGACUGGAUUUUACAAACUGUCAGGUCCCGGUGUUUGUGAAAUAUCAAGGCUGCAAGGCGUGGAUCUGUGGUACAGCAGCCCCAUAUCUGACCGCCUACUAAACCAUAGGAAUGUGUGGCAGUCAGUGUUGUUUUCACUAAGAGUGGAGAAACUAGACUUGCAAAGUUUUUGUACUGUCUGGACAGUACAAACUUCCUAAUUUUAACUGACCAUUCAGUGUUUAUUUUUGUUUGAUUUUAUGGACUUUUUUUUUUUUAAUUUUAUUUACUGCUGCGGUGCCGGAUACAGAAAAUAAAGAUGUGAAGUCAGACUUUUCAGACUCCAAGGACUCCUGUUCAGUAGCGAGCCCAAGCCCCUGAGUCAGUCUCAUCUUCACCUGGAUGUAAAAUAAGUGUCCUUGUAAUUACUUGUUUCUUAAUAAUUUACAUUGUAUUGUUGGAUGAAAAAGUCUUGGAGGAUGAAGACUAUUUAUCCCAAAUACAGAAACAAUACAGAGCAAUCAUUCAUCUUCCUUGCUAGAACUGGUACUGUAGUUUACUGGAAUUUACAAUUAAAUGUACAUAUGCUAA